Molecule: messenger RNA, 1327 nt
Organism: Onychostoma macrolepis
Lineage: Eukaryota; Metazoa; Chordata; Actinopteri; Cypriniformes; Cyprinidae
Gene: cenpk
Product: centromere protein K
Exons: 10
Coding region: 197-985 (262 amino acids)
Biological process (GO): kinetochore assembly; mitotic sister chromatid segregation
Cellular component (GO): nucleus
Source: RefSeq, a predicted model, not a curated record
GCGCAUAAGCAGCGCAGUUACAAAACACUUGAACGUCCACAGCGUGCGACGCCAGCAUGACGUCAUGACGUUGUUGCUGGCGGUAUUUUUGUUUGGCAUAUACAGUGUUCAGUGCCAAAUUCGGGUGAAGCAUUCACUUAAAAGAAAAGCUAUAGAUGCACAUCUGUAGACUCCAGCACCAUCAAAGCAGAGAGAAAUGGAGCAGGACGCCCAGUCCUCUCAGUCUUCAGAUGGUGCUGCAAAAGCAGUGUUGUUAGAGGAGUGCGAGGAGCAGUUUGGACUGCUACAGAAGCUUCAAAAUGAGAUAAUUCUGGCAGAUACAGAGGCUAAUGAUGAUCAGUCAAAUGAGUCAGUGAAUCGCCUGAUUGCAAUCACAUCUGAGCUAGAGCAAUGGCAAGAAAUGGAACCCAAAUUGCUGACAACAAGUCCUGAAGUUUUGUUAGCGGUUGGUAAAGAAGAAUUGCAAAGACUCAACAAUCAACUUAAAAUGGUCCUGUCAUGCUCACAAGCAAAGCUGGAUGCCCAGAAAAAGAUUUUGAAAAGGGAGCAGACAUGGCAGGCAGAGAAGAAAGAAGCGUUGAAUGCAGUGUGUGAGAAAAUCAUGAGAUUGCAACGUGAAAACGAGAAAUCCGAGCACAGUGUUUUGCAGGAUAUGAAGAGAAAAAUUAACAAUCUGAAGGACUAUCACAGCAGCCUCAUGGAAAUGCUGAGUGACAUGUUAGCUGAGCACUUCCCACUUCCUGAUCACCAAGGAAACGGCACAAAGAAAAAAAGAGCUGCUGCAUAUGAUGCAGAGAUUAACCUGAUUUCACUGAGUGAGAUUAUCGAGAGAUUGACCAAUAAAACAUUAGAAACUCCUCAUGACCCUUAUGUGACUACUGAUGAUACUUUCUGGCCACCAUACACAGAAAUGCUUCUUCGCAAUGGUAUUGCAACACGACAUCCAGAAGAUUGCAAUAAAAUCCGUCUGGAAAAUUUUUUUUGAAUCUAAAGAGCACUUACCUGAAUCUAACAUGAAAAUUAGAUUUUGUAUGUCUACAGUUAAAUGUCAAUGUCUAUUUUUUCUUUCAAAUUUGCUACAUUUUUAUAUGAAACUUUGCCAUUGUGGUAUUUCAUUGCAGAUGGAUGCAUUUUUGAGUUAUGUGUUAAGUCCACAACUUAGAAUGCAUGUCUCUCUUCUAAAGUGUUGGCGGUUGUUUUUACUUUAUGCAUGUAUGUACAUGUCAAAAACUGAUUUUUUAAAUGAUGACUUAAAUAAAAUAACCCUAAACAUACAUUAUGGCCUUUAAUGGGUAAUAGAUUCAAAAAGGUUUACAAACCCACGCCA